GUACGCAUGCGCAGUGCCCGCAGUAGUGAGUUGUAGCAAAGUAGACGUUAGCGGUGUAAAGUACGUGGCAGACAGCUUUCGAUAUGGAGGUUGCUGCGUUGGUCGCCUUGACUUUGUUACUGGGAGCACUGGUUAUUCUCGUUGCAUUAGCGGUGGGCAGACGGAAAGAAGAAAUAAGGGAGGAACUAGAACAGGCAGCGGAGUUUGCCGCUGAAGGCAGUGUUGUGAAAGGCCCUGCAUCCAAGAAACCGAAGCAGGAGAAGCAGCAGCGCAGCCGUAAGGAAAAAGCUUCACAGCACACUUUCAGCCAUCCGCUGUUGGCAUCCUCACUGAAGAGCCACAGCGGGAAUGUGACAUGCCUUGAUUUCAGCAGUAACGGGAAAUACCUGGCGUCAUGCGCUGAUGACCGCACCGUCCGGAUCUGGAGCACCAAAGACUUCCUGGAGCGGGAACACAAGUGUCUGAGGGCCAAUGUGGAGCUGGAUCACGCCACAUUAGUCCGUUUCAGCCCGGACUCCAGGGCCUUUAUCACCUGGUUGGCCAAUGGAGAUACCAUUCGUAUCUUCAAAAUGAUCAAAAAGGAGGACGGCACUUUAAGCUUCAAAGCUGCUGCUGAGGACUUCCCACAGAAACACAAGACCACCAUCCUGAACAUUGGCAUUGCAGAGACAGGCAAGUUCAUCAUGAGCGCCUCCACCGACACCACCAUCCACAUCUGGGACCUGAAAGGAGAGGUACUGGCCUCUAUCAACACUAACCAGAUAACCAAUUCUUAUGCUGCCAUCUCCCCAUGUGGCAGGUUUGUCGCGUCAUGUGGCUUCACUCCUGACGUGAAGGUGUGGGAGGUUUGCUUCGGGAAGGGAGGAGAGUUCAAAGAGGUGGCACGAGCUUUUGACCUGAAGGGCCACUCUGCAGGCGUUCACGCAUUUGCCUUUUCCAAUGACUCUCACAGAAUGGUCACCGUCUCCAAAGACGGUACGUGGAAGCUGUGGAAUACAGAUGUGGAGUACAAAAAGCAGCAGGAUCCCUACCUCCUGAAGACAGUCCCCUGCGCGUCAUCUGAAGGUAGCCUGGUGGCCUUGUCUCCAGACGGCCGGGUGGUGGCCAUCAGUGACGGCUCUAAUGUGGCUAUGUACAACGCUGCCAGCGGCCAGCUGGAGGAGGAGCUGCACGGCAUCCACAGCGGGGAGAUCACCGACCUUAGAUUUGACAUUAACGGGCGCUUCUUGGCGUGCAGCGGCGACAAGGCCAUCCGAGUGUUUCAUAACGCCCCGGGUUACCGGGCAGCUAUCAGAGACAUGCAGGACAUGCUGAAGAAGGCCCAGAACGAAGCCAUGAAGCAGAGACUGCAGCAGCAGAUCAAAGAGGCUCAGAGCGCCCUGGACACUGUGCUGGCUGGUCCCAUCGACUGAAUGAGCCCCCAGAAACCACGCUGUGAUUGUGUCUGACUCUCAUUGCUAAUCUUUUGUGCAACCUCAACUUUCCCACUGCCUCUAAAUGAUCUGGUCAGGGAAUAAUGGAAUUUGCAUGCAGUUUUAAUAAAGAAUAUCUUUUUAUGCAAAGAUAAAAUGGUUUGAGUUCAGAUCUUUUUCUCUCCUGUCCUUUCAUUAUUUCAUGUCCAGUAAUGUCUUAUGUGUAAUCUCUGCUGUGGUUGUUUUUAUAUUUGCCCUCUGCAGCUUCAAUUUAAAGUCUGACUCCACACAAAAAAAUUUGUUUUGCUUAUUGUUACUUCACCUGGAUGUUUGAGCUUCACUGUGCAGAAUGAUUUAUGUUCAGAGUUUGACACUAAAAGGUUGUUUUCACGUUCAUCUGCUGAAGGGAGAAAGCUUCUCUGUGCUUAAUUUUCAUUUCAAGAUGUGUACAUAUGAACAUCACAACUAGUUUGGCAGCCAGAUGUGGUCCAGUAUGCAACUUAAGUGUUUAUGUAGAAACUUGAAGCCUCCAGUGCAGAUACACACAUAGAAUGGACUUUUCGGUGAAGCAGGAGACAUGUUGUGUCCAGCAGUUAAACUUUUAAAAUUAAAAAUAUUUGUAUAUUCCUAGAUUCAGGAUUUAUUCCGGAGUAGAUGUAAUUUUAAGAAUUUUUAAUUAUGUAAUUAAACUUUUUUUGUGGAAAAACCA
Molecule: messenger RNA, 2121 nt
Organism: Siniperca chuatsi (mandarin fish)
Lineage: Eukaryota; Metazoa; Chordata; Actinopteri; Centrarchiformes; Sinipercidae
Gene: tbl2
Product: transducin beta like 2
Exons: 7
Coding region: 84-1412 (442 amino acids)
Biological process (GO): endoplasmic reticulum unfolded protein response
Cellular component (GO): endoplasmic reticulum
Molecular function (GO): protein binding
Source: RefSeq, a predicted model, not a curated record